ACCAAUGUCGGUAAAACCCCACUCACUUCACUCUCUCCACUCCCCCCCAAUGGCUUCCUCUGUUCUCUCUCUCCUUUUCUUCUUUCUCUCUUCUCCGUUCUUCAUCUCCUUUACCGCCGCGAAGACCUUCAUUUUCCGCGUCGAUGGCGGAUCCAUGCCGUCCGUUUUCCCGACGCACUACCACUGGUACAGUUCCGAGUUCGCCCAAGAAUCCAGCAUCCUCCACGUGUACCACACCGUCUUCCACGGCUUCUCCGCCGUGGUCACUCCCGACGAAGCCGAUAACCUCCGCAACCACCCGGCUGUUCUCGCCGUCUUCGAGGACCGCCGCCGCGAGCUCCACACCACGCGCUCUCCUCAGUUCCUCGGUCUAGAGAACCAGAAGGGGCUCUGGUCCGACUCCGACUACGGCUCGGACGUAAUCAUCGGCGUUCUAGACACCGGAAUCUGGCCGGAACGGAGGAGUUUCUCGGAUCUCAACCUCGGUCCCGUCCCCAAGCGUUGGAGAGGCGUUUGCCAGUCCGGAGCCAGGUUCGGGCCGAGGAACUGUAACCGUAAAAUCGUUGGAGCGAGAUUCUUCGCCAAGGGACAGCAAGCGGCGGUUAUCGGAGGAAUUAACAAAACGGUUGAGUUUUUAUCUCCACGUGACGCUGAUGGACACGGGACCCACACAGCCUCAACCGCCGCUGGACGUCACGCCUUCAAGGCCAGCAUGUCCGGAUACGCCUCCGGUAUAGCUAAAGGCGUGGCUCCUAAAGCUCGCAUCGCUGCCUACAAAGUCUGUUGGAAAGAUUCCGGAUGCCUCGACUCCGAUAUCCUCGCCGCUUUCGACGCCGCGGUUGCUGACGGCGUUGAUGUUAUCUCGAUUUCGAUCGGCGGCGGAGACGGGAUCACCUCGCCGUAUUACCUCGAUCCGAUCGCGAUUGGCUCGUACGGCGCCGCGUCCAGAGGGAUCUUCGUCUCUUCCUCCGCGGGAAACGAGGGACCUAACGGCAUGUCGGUUACGAACCUCGCGCCGUGGGUGACCACCGUCGGCGCGGGAACGAUCGAUCGGAAUUUCCCGGCGGAUGCGAUUCUCGGCGACGGACACCGUCUCGGCGGCGUGUCUCUCUACGCCGGAGUUCCUCUCAGAGGACGGAUGUUUCCGGUGGUUUACCCCGGGAACGCCGGGAUGUCGUCGGCGUCGUUGUGCAUGGAGAAUUCGCUCGAUCCGAAGCAUGUGAGGGGUAAGAUUGUAAUCUGCGAUAGAGGGAGCAGUCCUCGUGUGGCGAAAGGACUUGUGGUGAAGAAAGCGGGAGGCGUCGGGAUGAUUCUCGCUAACGGCGCAUCUAACGGUGAAGGUUUGGUCGGUGAUGCUCAUCUCAUCCCCGCGUGCGCCGUUGGAUCAAACGAAGGGGAUAGGAUCAAAGCCUACGCUUCGUCCCAUCCGAAUCCGGUUGCUUCGAUCGAUUUCAGAGGGACGAUAACCGGAAUCAAACCGGCUCCGGUUAUUGCUUCUUUCUCCGGGAGAGGACCGAACGGAUUAAACCCGGAGAUUCUAAAACCGGAUUUGAUCGCCCCGGGGGUUAACAUCCUCGCCGCUUGGACAGACGCUGUGGGACCUACGGGGUUACCUUCUGAUCCACGCAAAACGGAGUUCAACAUCCUCUCCGGUACAUCGAUGGCGUGUCCUCACGUCAGUGGAGCGGCGGCGCUGCUUAAAUCCGCCCAUCCUAAUUGGAGCCCCGCCGCGAUAAGAUCCGCGAUGAUGACCACGACAAACCUCGUCGAUAACUCUAACCGCUCGUUGAUCGACGAAUCUACAGGGAAAUCGGGUACGCCUUACGAUUUCGGGUCGGGUCAUCUCAAUUUGGGCCGGGCUAUGGAUCCUGGUCUCGUCUACGAUAUCACCAACGACGAUUACAUCACGUUUCUCUGCUCGAUCGGUUACGGUCCAAAGACGAUUCAGGUAAUCACGAGGACGCCGGUGAGAUGUCCGACGAAGAGAAAACCGUCGCCGGGGAAUCUGAAUUACCCGUCGAUCACGGCGAUGUUCCCUACUUCGAGGAGAGGGACGCUGAGCAAGACUAUUAUACGGACUGCGACGAAUGUGGGGCAACCCGAGGCGGUUUACCGGGCGAGGAUAGAGUCGCCGAGAGGAGUGACGAUAACGGUGAAGCCGCCGAGGCUAGUGUUUAGUUCGGCCGUUAAGAGACGGAGCUAUGCGGUGACGGUGACGGUGGAUACGAGGAACGUGGUGUUGGGAGAAACAGGUGCUGCGUUUGGGUCCGUCACGUGGUUUGAUGGUGGGAAACACGUGGUUCGGAGCCCCGUCGUGGUGACCCAAUUAGAUGUGUUGUAAAAAAAAUCCGGGUCGGGUUUUUUGGAUGAUCAUGCGGUCAUGAUCGUAUAAACCCAUAUGAGGUGUAGCAAUAACUGCAGAACUAUUUUAAGUUAGUGGGCUUUUUCUUAUUUUAAUGUUUUGUGUUUCGUUUCUUUUUCUUUCUGAAUGAGACUUUUAUCUUCUUUUC
Messenger RNA from Raphanus sativus (radish), 2510 nucleotides. RefSeq names its product subtilisin-like protease SBT1.6. The transcript has a single exon. The record is from RefSeq and is a predicted model, not a curated record. The coding region runs from base 5 to 2341 and encodes 778 amino acids. Gene Ontology annotation, molecular function: serine-type endopeptidase activity. Gene Ontology annotation, biological process: proteolysis. NCBI's taxonomy places the organism in Eukaryota, Viridiplantae, Streptophyta, Magnoliopsida, Brassicales, Brassicaceae.